AUGUCGCCGCGCAAUGGCCGCCGCACCGGCGCUCACCGGGCGCACUCGCUGGCCCGGCAGUGGAAGACGAAGCGGCGCCGCCGUGACCUGGACGAGAUCCACGGGGACCUGCAGCCCGAGAAAGCCGCUCGGCUGCUGCGGCAGGAGCCCGACCCCGACCUGCCGGGCUGCGCCCAGUUCUACUGCCUGCACUGCGCGCGCUACUUUGUGGACCUGACCAGCAUGAAGGAGCACUUCAGGUCCAAGGUGCACAAGAAGAGGCUGAAGCAGCUGCGGGAGGCACCGUACACACAGGAGGAGGCAGAGCGCGCCGCCGGGAUGGGCUCCUACAUCCCCCCGAAGAAGGUGGAAGUGCAGACCCAGCCAGUCGAGGAAGCCAUCGAGAUGGAGGCGUCCAGCUGAGCGCAAGCGGACUGAGGGGCCGGGCGGCUCCGUAAGGGCAUCUUUGUCCUCGGCUUUGUGAGAAAAGCAUGUCCCAGCGCAGCCUGCCAGCAAGCAAACGCGCCGCUGCUCCUGGCAGCCCUCCUCGCCGGAGCACUAACGAGGAGAAGGAGCCAGCGAGACCCCAGGUGCCCUCGCUGUGUGUCCUCCUUCUCAGGGAAGGGGCAAGCGGCUUCUUCCCUAAGCGCUGGCAUGACUGUACACUCGUCUCUUGUGCUUUCAGAGCGGUUUUAGGCCUCUCUCCUUGGGUCAGAGGUUGACCCUGGUGAGUCGCCCAUUAAAAUAUGUCAACCA
Messenger RNA from Gymnogyps californianus (California condor), 735 nucleotides. It is a transcript of the gene ZNF593, whose product is annotated as zinc finger protein 593. The record is from RefSeq and is a predicted model, not a curated record. Bases 1 to 402 code for a protein of 133 amino acids. Gene Ontology annotation, molecular function: zinc ion binding; nucleic acid binding. The transcript has 3 exons. Lineage: Eukaryota; Metazoa; Chordata; Aves; Accipitriformes; Cathartidae.